GGACUGGAGGGCCGCCGCCUCCCCGGCUCCCACCGAGGUCCCCCGGGGAGGGGUUCCCGCGGUGGGAGUCCUGUCCCUUUAAGGAGGCGGCCCUGCCUGGGUGUGCCUGGUCGCCAUGGUUACCCCGGUGCAGGCGGCGGGCGCCCCAGGGAGGGAGGCUGCCGCUUCUCCCCGACAGACGGAGGGAGCUGCGGGGACCCGGCGCCCAGCCGAGCCCGGGGCGGGAGCCGCGCUGCAGCCGGAGCCGGAGCCGCGGCCGCCGUUGCGAGCGGAAGGUGCCUGGAGCGCAGCCGGAGCCCGGGGUCCGCGGCGGCCGGGGCGCGAGGGGCCGCGCGCCAUGCCCCGGGCCCCGAUGGCGGGGACGGCCCCUGGCGCGCGCGCGGCCGGCGGGGCCUGCGAGCCCGGGACGGGCGCCGUCCCCCGGCAGCUGCGGUGAGGGGCGCGGGGCCCGGCGGGGGGCGGCCGAGCGGGGCGCCCUCCUCCCGCCCUGAGUCCCCGCGCCCCGGAGGGAUGGGGCGGGCGGCCGCGGCCGCCUAAGAUGCCGGCCAUGCGGGGGCUCCUGGCGCCGCAGAACACCUUCCUGGACACCAUCGCCACGCGCUUCGACGGCACGCACAGUAACUUCGUGCUGGGCAAUGCCCAGGUGGCGGGGCUCUUCCCUGUGGUCUACUGCUCUGAUGGCUUCUGUGACCUCACGGGCUUCUCCCGGGCUGAAGUCAUGCAGCGGGGCUGUGCCUGCUCCUUCCUCUAUGGGCCGGACACCAGUGAGCUCGUCCGCCAGCAGAUCCGCAAGGCCCUGGACGAGCACAAGGAGUUCAAGGCCGAGCUGAUCCUUUACCGGAAGAGUGGGCUCCCGUUCUGGUGUCUGCUGGAUGUGAUACCCAUCAAGAAUGAGAAGGGGGAGGUGGCCCUCUUCCUGGUCUCUCACAAGGACAUCAGCGACAUCAAGAACCGAGGGGGCCCUGACAAAUGGAAGGAGACAGGUCGCCGGCGCCGAUACGGCCGGGCAGGAGCCAAAGGCUUCAAUGCCAACCGGCGGCGGAGCCGGGCUGUGCUCUACCACCUGUCCGGGCACCUGCAGAAGCAACCCAAGGGCAAGCACAAGCUCAAUAAGAAGGUGUUUGGGGAGAAGCCAAACUUGCCUGAAUACAAAGUAGCCGCCAUCCGGAAGUCCCCUUUCAUCCUGCUGCACUGCGGGGCGCUGAGGGCCACUUGGGACGGCUUCAUCCUGCUCGCCACCCUCUACGUGGCUGUCACGGUGCCCUACAGCGUGUGCGUGAGCACAGCCCGGGAGCCCAGCGCCGCCCGCGGCCCCCCCAGCGUCUGCGACCUGGCGGUGGAGGUCCUCUUCAUUCUCGACAUCGUGCUGAACUUCCGGACCACUUUCGUGUCCAAGUCCGGCCAGGUGGUGUUCGCUCCCAAGUCCAUUUGCCUCCACUACGUGACCACCUGGUUCCUGCUCGACGUCAUCGCGGCCCUGCCCUUUGACCUGCUGCAUGCCUUCAAGGUCAACGUGUACUUCGGGGCCCACCUGCUGAAGACGGUGCGGCUGCUGCGCCUGCUGCGCCUGCUCCCGCGGCUGGACCGCUACUCGCAGUACAGCGCCGUGGUGCUGACCCUGCUCAUGGCCGUGUUCGCCCUGCUCGCCCACUGGGUGGCCUGCGUCUGGUUCUAUAUCGGCCAGCAGGAGAUCGAGAGCAGCGCGUCUGAGCUGCCCGAGAUAGGCUGGCUGCAGGAGCUGGCCCGCCGCCUGGAGACCCCCUACUACCUGGUGGGCCGGAGCCCGGGCGGAGCGAACAGUUCCGGCCAGAGUGACAACUGCAGCAGCGAGGCCAACAGCACGGGGCUGGAGCUCCUGGGCGGCCCGUCACUGCGCAGUGCCUACAUCACCUCCCUCUACUUCGCGCUCAGCAGCCUCACCAGCGUGGGCUUCGGCAACGUGUCUGCCAACACGGACACGGAGAAGAUCUUCUCCAUCUGCACCAUGCUCAUCGGGGCCCUGAUGCACGCAGUGGUGUUUGGGAACGUGACGGCCAUCAUCCAGCGCAUGUACGCCCGCCGCUUUCUGUACCACAGCCGCACCCGCGACCUGCGCGACUACAUCCGCAUCCACCGCAUCCCCAAGCCCCUCAAGCAGCGCAUGCUCGAGUACUUCCAGGCGACCUGGGCCGUGAACAACGGCAUCGACACCACAGAGCUGCUGCAGAGCCUUCCUGAUGAGCUUCGGGCAGACAUCGCCAUGCACCUGCACAAGGAGGUCCUGCAGCUGCCGCUGUUCGAGGCGGCAAGCCGGGGCUGCCUGCGGGCGCUGUCCCUGGCCCUUCGGCCCGCCUUCUGCACGCCGGGCGAGUACCUCAUCCACCAGGGCGACGCUCUCCAGGCCCUCUACUUCGUCUGCUCCGGCUCCAUGGAGGUGCUCAAGGGGGGCACCGUGCUCGCCAUCCUAGGGAAGGGCGAUCUGAUCGGCUGUGAGCUGCCCCGGCGUGAGCAGGUGGUCAAGGCCAAUGCGGACGUGAAAGGGCUGACGUACUGCGUCCUGCAGUGUCUGCAGCUGGCUGGGCUGCACGAAAGCCUGGCACUGUACCCCGAGUUUGCCCCUCGCUUCAGCCAGGGCCUCCGAGGGGAGCUCAGCUACAACCUGGGUGCCGGCGGAGGCCCCACGGAGGCGGACACCAGCUCCCUGAGUGGCGACAACACCCUCAUGUCCACGCUGGAGGAGAAGGAGACAGAUGGGGAGCAGGGCCCCGCGGCCUCGCCGGCCCCCGCUGACGAACCCUCCAGCCCCCUGCUGUCCCCAGGCUGCACCUCCUCAUCCUCAGCCGCCAAGCUGCUGUCCCCGCGCCGAACUGCACCCCGGUCCCGUCUAGGUGGCAGAGGGCGGCCAGGUAGGGCGGGGGCGGAAGCUGGCCCCUCUGCACACCCUCGGAGCUUAGAGGGGCUGCAGCUGCCCCCUGCGCCGUGGAAUGUGCCCCCGGACCUGAGCCCCAGGGUAGUAGACGGCAUUGAGGAUGGCUGUGGCUCCGACCAACCCAAAUUCUCCUUCCGCAUGGGGCAGUCUGCCCCGGAAUGUAGCAGCUCCUCCUCCCCUGGACCAGAGGCCUGGACCCUGGCUAGUAACCUCAUCCUGCGGUCCACAGAGAACAGCCUGCUUACCCUCCCCCUCGGACCCAGUGAGGCGAGUAACACAGACAUGCUGGACAAGCUUCGGCAGGCUGUGACGGAGCUGUCUGAGCAGGUGCUGCAGAUGCGGGAGGGACUGCAGUCCCUGCGCCAGGCAGUGCAGCUCCUCCUGGCGCCCCACCCUCAGGCACCAGGAGAGGGGCCACGCCCAGCCAGCACCUCUGGACUCCUGCAGCCUCUGUGUGUGGACACGGGGGUGUCUUCCUACUGUCUGCAGCCCCCAGCUGGUUCUGUCUUGAGUGGGACUUUGCCCCACCCUCGUCCGGAGGCCCCUCCCCUCAUGGCACCCUGGCCUUGGGGUCCCCCAGCAUCUCAGAGCUCCCCCUGGCCUCAAACAACAGCUUUUUGGACCUCCACCUCUGACUCAGAGCCACCAGGCUCAGGAGAACUCCGCCUGGAGCCUAGCACCCCCGGCUCGCCGCCUCCUGAGGAAGAGGCGAGGACUGAGCCCCUGGAUCCUGGGAGCCAGGCCGAGGCUGCCAGCACUGGAGAGCCCCCGCCAGGGUCAGGGGGCCUGGCCUUGUCCUGGGAACCCCACAGCCUAGAGAUGGUGCUUAUUGGCUGCCACGGCCCUGGCACGGUCCAGUGGACCCAGGAAGAAGGCACAGGGGUCUGACUGCCAGCACCAGAACUCAUUGUUGCCAGAUAUGCUGCCAUCUGCUGCUUUGCCCAGCCUCGGGGUACAGGAAGGGUGGCAGCCAGCCCCAGGGACUCCGAGCUGCCUGCUGGCUCAGGGCAGGAGCCUGCGAGCCAAGAGGCCUGGCCCUGGGCUCUCGUGGAGGGGGGCUGGAGCCUCAGGGACAGGCCCCAGCUAGUAAUGCUCUGGCCCCUUCUUGUGGGUCCCCUCAGCCUGCUCCUCCGACCUCCUUGUCUCCCUCUGCAGCCGGGAGACAGAGGCCUGAGGCCAAGAAGGGAGGUUCUGCCAUCCCUGCAUGUGCCCUGACUCCCCUGUCCCACAUUUUUAUAUAAAAAGUAAUAAUGAAAGAAA
Molecule: messenger RNA, 4168 nt
Organism: Pipistrellus kuhlii (Kuhl's pipistrelle)
Lineage: Eukaryota; Metazoa; Chordata; Mammalia; Chiroptera; Vespertilionidae
Gene: KCNH3
Product: potassium voltage-gated channel subfamily H member 3
Exons: 15
Coding region: 539-3796 (1085 amino acids)
Biological process (GO): regulation of membrane potential; potassium ion transmembrane transport
Cellular component (GO): membrane
Molecular function (GO): voltage-gated potassium channel activity
Source: RefSeq, a predicted model, not a curated record